AUGAUUGGGACAAGGGCAUCUUCGUACAAGAUCUAUAAGAAGCUUGGGCAAGGUGGCUUUGGGCAAGUAUUUCUUGGAAGAGACUUAGAAGGACAUGUAGUUGUAGUCAAGAAGAUACCGAUUGACGACGACAAUAGAGAUAAAGCGACAAACGAAGUGAAGAUCAUGAAACGGGUGUGCCACUCCAAUUUAAUUCACUUCAUCGACUCGUUUGUCAAUCGAAAGAAUUUGGUCAUUAUUAUGGAAUAUGCAAGAGGAGGGGACUUGUCUCGAUUUAUCAAGAAAAGGAUGGGUGAACAACUUCCGGAAGACUUAGUCUGGAACAUCUUCUUACAGAUCAACUUUGGUCUUGCUUAUCUCCACUCCGUCCAUAUUCUCCACCGUGACUUGAAGACUCAAAACAUCUUCUUAAUGGCUGAUGGGACUGUCAAAAUAGGAGACUUUGGGAUUGGAAGAAUGCUAGCUGGUGAUGACGAAAGUGCCCACACGGUAAUAGGAACUCCUUAUUACCUUUCCCCUGAAAUCUGUAAAGGCCUUCCUUAUGGUUACAAAAGUGAUAUGUGGUCUCUUGGUUGUAUUCUGUAUGAACUCUGUACUUUGACAAGAGCAUUUUCUGGGUCAAAUGUUGGGGAAGUGGUUCAGAAGAUAUUGAAGCACUCACCACCACAGAUCGGGCAAAAGUAUUCACAACCUAUUUUGUUCCUUGUCGACAAUUUACUCAGGAAGUCGCCUAACGAAAGAAUGACUGCAGAAGAAAUCACAAACAUUCCGACUAUUAAAAACAUUAUUACUGACAUGUUCGAUAUGCAAGGAAUGACAACAAUGGUGUUUAAUGAGACCAAUUUCGUGGUCGAAGAGUCAAGUCCGGAGGAUGCUGGAGCGUCGGGGAAUACGGGGAAAACACUGACGGACUCCUCAACUGUCCAGAACUAG
Messenger RNA from Entamoeba invadens IP1, 933 nucleotides. RefSeq names its product serine/threonine protein kinase Nek3, putative. Gene Ontology annotation, biological process: protein phosphorylation. The transcript is spliced from 2 exons. Gene Ontology annotation, molecular function: protein kinase activity; ATP binding. Bases 1 to 933 code for a protein of 310 amino acids. NCBI's taxonomy places the organism in Eukaryota, Evosea, Mastigamoebida, Endamoebidae. The record is from RefSeq and is a predicted model, not a curated record.